Molecule: messenger RNA, 5033 nt
Organism: Manis javanica (Malayan pangolin)
Lineage: Eukaryota; Metazoa; Chordata; Mammalia; Pholidota; Manidae
Gene: HDAC7
Product: histone deacetylase 7
Biological process (GO): epigenetic regulation of gene expression; negative regulation of transcription by RNA polymerase II
Cellular component (GO): histone deacetylase complex
Molecular function (GO): histone deacetylase activity
Source: RefSeq, a predicted model, not a curated record
GUGCCUGCCGCCCGCCCGCGCGCGCGCCCCGCUCCGGGUCUGCGGGGCGGCGUGUCCCAGGGCCGCGAGCGCCGGCCCCCUCCUUCCCCUCCCCCUUGGCCCGCUCUCAGCCUCAGAUAAAGCAUUUCCUUCCAUUGUCAUCCUACCCGGCCGGCCGGGCUGCCAGGGCCCUCCCCCUCCCGGCCCCCUCCCUUCCUCCCGCGUCUCACAGUCGCUCCGCAGCCUCGGCGACUGGGGGGAUGUGAGGCCGGCGCCCAGCCCCCGGCGCGCCAUGAGCCCCCCGCUCUGAGGGCUCCGGCCCCUGGAUGCACAGCCGCCGCGCCGAUGGGACCCAGGUGAGCCCGGGUACCCUCCACCCCAGUGCCCCUGGCCCAGAGAGCUGUGGCAGGCAACUCCCUGCUCUGUUACCCUCUCGUCUGCUUCUUACCAUCAGAGAAUGCUGCCCCAGGCCCUGUGCAGACACACCAGGCCCUCAGCCCCAGCCCAUGGACCUGCGGGUGGGUCAGCGCCCACCAGUGGAGCACCCCCCCGAGCCCACGCUGCUGGCCCCGCAGCACCCCUCGCGUCUGCACCAUCCCCUCUUCCUCGCAGGCGUGCAGCAGCGCUCCGUGGAGACCCUGAGGCUCCCGAUGGACACGCCAAUACCGAAGCUGCAGAUGGGCCAGCAGGAACAAGAGCUACGGCAGCUUCUCAAUAAGGACAAGAGCAAGCGAAGUGCUGUAGCCAGCAGUGUGGUCAAGCAGAAGCUGGCAGAGGUGAUUCUGAAGAAGCAGCAGGCAGCCCUGGAGAGAACAGUCCAUCCCAAUAGCUCCAGUAUUCCCUACAGAACUCUUGAGCCCUUGGAGACAGAAGGAGCCACCCGCUCCCUGCUCAGCAGCUUUCUGCCCCCUGUUCCCAGCCUGCCCAGUGAUGCCUCAGAACACUUCCCUCUGCGGAAGACGGUCUCCGAGCCCAACCUGAAGCUGCGCUACAAGCCCAAGAAGUCCCUGGAGCGGAGGAAGAAUCCACUGCUCAGAAAGGAGAGUGCACCGCCCAGCCUCCGGCGGAGGCCUGCGGAGUCCCUCGGUGACUCCUCCCCCAGUAGUGGUAGCACUCCGGCAUCAGGGUGCAGCUCCCCCAAUGACAGCGAGCAUGGCCCCAACCCUGUCCUGGGCUCAGAGGCGCUCUUGGGCCCGCGGCUGCGGCUGCAGGAGACCUCUCUGGCCCCGCUCGGUUUGCCGACAGUGUCCCUGCUGCCCGCGAUCACACUGGGGCUGCCAGCCCCUGUCAGGGCUGAUGGUGACCGCAGGACCCACCCAACACUGAGUCCUCGGGGGCCAGUCCUGGGAAGCCCCCAUGCUCCCCUCUUCCUGCCCCACGGCCUGGAGCCUGAGGCUGGGGGCCCCUUGCCCUCUCGCCUGCAGCCCGUUCUCCUCCUGGACCCCUCAGUCUCUCACACCCCACUGCUGACGGUGCCGGGGCUGGGACCCCUGCCCUUCCACUUUGCCCAGUCCUUACUGACUACCGAGCGGCUCUCUGGGUCAGGCCUCCACCGGCCGCUGAGCCGGACCCGCUCAGAACCCCUGCCCCCAAGGGCCACCGCCCACCCACCGCUGGGCCCCCUGAAGCCCCAUCUGGAGCGGCUCAAACCCCACAUCCAGCUGAUCAAGAGGCCCGCCAAGUCAAGUGAGAAGCCUCGACUGCGGCAGAUACCUUCUGCUGAGGACCUAGAGACAGAUGGUGGUGGAGUGGGGCCCGUGGGCGGGGACAGUAUGGAACACAGGGAGUUGAGCCACAGGCAGCAUGACGCCAGAGGCCCUGUUCCUCUCCAGCAGCACCAGCAGGUGUUCCUCUGGGAGCAGCAGCGGCUGGCUGGGCGGCUUGCCCGGGGAGGCACUGGGGAAUCUGUGCUGCUUCCUCUGGCUCAGGGCAGUCACCGGCCCCUGUCCAGGGCUCAGUCAUCCCCGGCCGCACCUGCCUCACUACCAACCCCAGAGCCGGCCAGCCAGCCCCGUGUCCUGCCUGGCUCAGAGACUCCUGCCGGGACCCUGCCCUUCACCACAGGGCUGGUCUACGACUCGGUCAUGCUGAAGCACCAGUGCUCCUGUGGAGACAACAGCAGGCACCCGGAGCAUGCGGGCCGUAUCCAGAGCAUCUGGUCCCGGCUGCAGGAGCGGGGCCUCCGGAGCCAGUGUGAGUGUCUCCGGGGCCGGAAGGCCUCCCUGGAGGAGCUGCAGUCAGUGCACUCCGAGCGCCAUGUGCUCCUCUACGGCACCAACCCGCUCAGCCGCCUCAAACUGGACAACGGGAAGCUGGCAGGGCUUCUGGCACAGCGGAUGUUCGUGACGCUGCCCUGUGGUGGGGUUGGGGUGGACACCGACACCGUCUGGAGCGAGCUGCACUCCUCCAGUGCGGCUCGCUGGGCCGCCGGCAGCGUCACCGAUCUCGCCUUCAGGGUCGCUUCCCAGGAGCUGAAGAACGGUUUUGCUGUGGUUCGGCCCCCAGGACACCAUGCAGACCACUCCACAGCCAUGGGCUUCUGCUUCUUCAACUCAGUGGCCAUUGCCUGCCGGCAGCUGCAGGAACAGGGCAAGGCCAGCAAGAUCCUCAUUGUGGACUGGGAUGUUCACCAUGGCAACGGCACCCAGCAGACCUUUUACCAGGACCGCAGUGUGCUCUACAUCUCUCUGCAUCGGCAUGACGAUGGCAAUUUCUUCCCAGGCAGCGGGGCUGUGGAGGAGGUGGGAGCUGGCAGUGGUGAAGGCUUCAAUGUCAACGUGGCCUGGAUGGGAGGCCUGGACCCCCCGAUGGGAGAUCCUGAGUACUUAGCUGCCUUCAGGAUGGUCGUGAUGCCCAUCGCCCGGGAGUUCUCUCCAGACCUGGUCUUGGUGUCAGCCGGAUUUGAUGCUGCUGAGGGCCACCCAGCCCCGCUGGGUGGCUACCGGGUUUCCGCCAAAUGCUUCGGGUACAUGACGCAGCAGCUGACGGGCUUGGCAGGGGGCGCGGUGGUGCUCGCCCUGGAGGGAGGCCAUGACCUCACAGCCAUCUGUGAUGCCUCCGAGGCCUGUGUGGCUGCUCUUCUGGGCAGCAAGGUGGACCCCCUCUCAGAAGAAGGCUGGAAACGGAAACCCAACCCCAACGCCAUCCGCUCUCUAGAAGCUGUGAUCCGGGUGCACAGUAAAUACUGGGGCUGCAUGCAGCGCCUGGCCACCUGUCCAGACUCCUGGGUGGCCAGGGUACCAGGGGCUGAUGCAGAAGUGGAGGCAGUGACAGCACUGGCGUCCCUCUCCGUGGGCAUCCUGGCUGAAGACAGGACCUCAGAGCAGCUGGUAGAGGAAGAGGAACCCAUGAAUGUCUGAGGCUCCAGGACCCGCCCACCCACCCUUUGGGCCUGGUUCCUGCCUAACCUCUGGCAACAGGACCCAAUCCUGGGGCCUUCAGAGACUCUCCAGGCAGGGAGCUGGAGCCAGAGAACAGACCCCACAGCCACCCCAAGGAGCCUAGGAUGGGGCCCAAAGAGGACGCGGAGAAGAGGCAGGCUGGGUAGCCAGCCAGGCCCCAGAGGGUUCUCAAGAGCAGAGUCCACUGCUCUGGACUCCAGGCCCCUGGCUGGGAACGCCCUUCCUCAGGACUGCAGAGAGGAGGACUGGCUCAGUGUGGCCUACCCAUAACCACUAUUCCUGGCUCUGUAGACCCCAAACUUUGCACAUGGCCCCAGGCUCCACACAGAAAUGUGAACUUGGCCUCAGCCAGGGUAGCCCUUCCUGGUUCUGAGGGCUGCAUGGGGGGAAUGGGCAGAGGUGGGAGGAGCCAGGGGUUCCAUCUCUGCGUGCAGUGGGAGUCCCUCCUCUCACCAGCUUCUUCAAGUGAUUCAGGAAGCUGCCCACCCCCCGCCAGCCACCACCAAUGGGCAGGAGACAAAGCUCCUUCCAAAAGCAGCCGCUGGCAGGCCUCCCAUCUGGUCCCUGCCCCUGAUAGGGGCCACCCUAGGUUGGCCAUCUCAGCGCCCUGGUGGAGCAGACAGGUGCUUCUGGAGCUCUGUGCUUCUGAUCAAUGGUGCCAGCCCCUCCAUCUACCCUUGGAAGCACAGUGUGAUGCCCAGGGAUCCCUUGGUCACUGACCUCUCCAUGAGCCUCCUCUCUUUCUGGGGUGUCCCCCACCCCAACUCUGACUCCUGCCCCAUCCAUGACUAGUUUGGUUGGGAGGAAAGGGGGUUGGAGAGUGGGUGCAAGGUAUGGCGGAGGGGGAGCUGCCUUGGCCAAGUCUUCAAGGCUUCUGGGGCCUAGGCCUGGGGCUAAGAAGGAAAGUGUGUGCAUGUGAGAGAGAGAGAGAAUGUGUAUGUGACAGAAUGUGUGUGUGUCUUCUCUAUGACUACCAUACCCUGUGUAUGUAUGCAUGUUUUUGUAAAAAAGAAAAAAAUGGAAAAAAAUCUGAAGAAUAAAUGUUUUAUUUGCUUUAAAGGAACGUGCAAACAGGCUUCUCGGAGUGGGGGGGGGUGCAGUGGGCAUACAGUUGUAAGCCCAGUGUGCGCCUGGUUCGGUGUGAAGAAGGUGGGGCUGACGGGCAGCCCCCUUCUGGCUCCUUGCCUUUGUGUGGACAUCCUGGACACACCUUAGCUGCCCUGCUGUCCCACCUCAGGAUAAUAAAGAGGCAGCGGCUUUGGGCUGAGUCCAUGGGCAGAGGGCCCACUGCAGCAUCAGGGAUACAGGUGUCCAGACCCAGUGCACUAAGGGAGCCUCGAAGAGUGGUCAGUCAGACCUGCUGGGGUUCAGGUCCCACUGGAAGCUCAGGUAAGUCACCUCACCUCCUGAGGCUUCUGUUUAUCAGUGAAAGGCUACAGAAAUAGACAGUUUAUGAUUCUUUCCUGUUCUAAUGCACCAUGACUUCUUAAGCACAAGUUAAGCCUAAAAGAGAGAAUGGGUGAGGCCACGGGCCCGCACAAGCCCAUCCAGUGUAAGAAGAGAGGAAGGUACUGGGGUUGCCAGCACCCAUCUUCACAGUUCUGAGUCAGCCAGGCCUCCCCAGCCAGCAGCCUCCUCGCCUCAGACCUGGCC